AUGGCUGCAACUACUGUACAAACGGCAGAUCUUGCCACCGAAAACACACGUCGUGCUGCGCAGGAAAUACAAGAUUAUCUCCAAUCUCGUCUUGCGGAUACUUCUGGUCCCUCUUCAUUUCGAUCACUUCCAAUUAUCGAUCUAACCCCUUCAUUCUCAUCAUUUUUAGCCGACCGUCAAGUGGUUGCGAAGAAAAUCAACGAAGCAUGUGCGAAUGUUGGAUUUUUCUACAUCACAGGUCAUGGAAUUCCACAGCAUGUUUGCGAUGAAGUAUUCAAGCUUUGCGAACGUUUCUUUAGUGAACUACCUCAAUCUUCCAAGGAUGCAAUUCACAUGAAGAAUUCAGAUCAAUUCAGAGGAUAUGAACCGGCUAGUUACUCGUCGGUAAAUGAUUUUCAAACUAAGGAGACAAAGGAGGCUUUCAAUUGGGGUUAUGAGUAUGGUUUAGAUCCUACAGGUGGAGAUGGAAAAUACGUCGAGCUUGAUGGUACGACUGCGGGUGGUAAAAAUCAAUGGCCUAGCGAAUCUGAAAUCCCCGGUUUCUAUCAAGGCAUUGCAGACUACUACGGAAGGAUUUUGGAAUUGUGUAAACACCUAUUCCGCCUAUUUGCCUUGUCUCUAUCUCUCCCAGAAGAUUACUUUGAUUCACUAGUCACACAUCCUGGAGGAAUCGCACGGCUGAUAAAGUAUAAGCCAAAUUCGAACCCCAAACCCCUUUCAGCCUCGAAUGAAGAAGAGGAAGUUGGUCUUGGUGCUCACUCAGACUACGAGUGUUUUACUCUGCUCCUCCAGGACUCAACUCCCGGUCUAGAGGUCCUCAGUCCAGACGGAAAAUGGGUCGCUGCCGAGCCCGUUGAAGGUGGAAUCGUAGUCAACGUCGGAGAUUUCCUGAUGCGAUGGACAAAUGGACUUUAUAGAAGUACUAUUCAUAGGGUUGUUAACAGGACGGCCAAAACUCGAUACUCGGUACCCCUAUUUUUCUCGAUUAAUUAUGAUGAGACGGUCGAGACCUUACCGUCUUGUGUAAGUGAGGAAAAUCCUUCCAAAUAUCCUCCGAUUACUGCAGGAAAAUAUGUAUUAGAUCGUUUGGCUAUGACAGUUCCUGGGAAAUACUGA
Botrytis byssoidea is the source of this 1116-nucleotide messenger RNA. RefSeq lists its product as uncharacterized. The transcript is spliced from 2 exons. NCBI's taxonomy places the organism in Eukaryota, Fungi, Ascomycota, Leotiomycetes, Helotiales, Sclerotiniaceae. Gene Ontology annotation, molecular function: dioxygenase activity. Bases 1 to 1116 code for a protein of 371 amino acids. The record is from RefSeq and is a predicted model, not a curated record.